Molecule: messenger RNA, 548 nt
Organism: Dipodomys ordii (Ord's kangaroo rat)
Lineage: Eukaryota; Metazoa; Chordata; Mammalia; Rodentia; Heteromyidae
Gene: Mitd1
Product: MIT, microtubule interacting and transport, domain containing 1
Exons: 4
Coding region: 63-548 (161 amino acids)
Biological process (GO): midbody abscission
Cellular component (GO): midbody
Source: RefSeq, a predicted model, not a curated record
UCUAGGCGGCCCCAAGUUUACUUCGGGUAGGGGUGGAGGCGAAUUCUCGAUUUGUGGAAAGGAUGGCAAAGUCCGGGCCGGGGCAGGAUCCAGACAUGACAGCAGCAGCCACAAUGCUCAAGCGGGCAACGGAACUGGACUCGGAGUCUAAGUUCCAGCAGGCGCUGGUGUGCUACCAGGAGGGGCUCGACCUGCUCUUGCGGGUUAUGAAAGGUAUUAAAGAUAAUAAUAAGAAAUGUAAUCUCAAAGCAAAGUUUUCUCACUACAUGGAUAGAGCAGAAAAUAUAAAGAAAUACUUGGACCAAGAAAAAGAAGAUGGGAAAUAUCACAAGCAAAUUAAAAUAGAAGAGAAUGCAACAGGUUUCAGUUAUGAGUCACUUUUAAAAGAAUACCUUAAUGAGACAAUUACAGAAGUGUGGAUAGAAGAUCCUUAUAUUAGACAAACUCAUCAGCUCUAUAACUUCCUUCGAUUUUGUGAGAUGCUUAUUAAGAGUUGCAAAGUAAAAACUAUUCACCUUCUUACCUCUCUGGAUGCAGUAAGUAUCUAA